UGUCCUAUUACAAACGGUCGCCAUCGUAUUUUAAAAGAAAACCGAAUAACUUUUGCCUGUUAUUUAAAUAUUGCCUUUUUCCUGAUUCGUAUUUAUCAAACUUUAAAAAAAAUAAGGUUUGUUGCUGAUUAGAGGUUUGUUUUCAAAUUAUAUGUGUUACAAUUAAUCGGGUAAAAGACAUGAUUUCGAAAUAAUGAAUUCUCGUGCGUCCGACGUUUUGAACGGCAAAUCGAUCGCCAGCAGUCGAAAUCUGCUUACGCCACCAACAAAGGAUGAUAGCUACGAUGGCGAUUCUCUGUUGCCGCCCCGUCGUUACAAAUCGAUCAACAUUACUGAAUUGGAAGUGGAGAAUACCAUUCACCUGCAGGCCACACCACAGCGGAUGACGUUCGAACCGAAAGAAAUUGCCGCUCGCUCUACGAUGGACCAGUGCGCACCGGAUCAGGUUCGUCGAAAGUUGGAAGUUGAUCAGCUUGCUCCGGACAUUCAGGAACUUUUGCAUCAGAGUUUUGCCGACGAAAUUCGGGAACUAGGUAGCAAGUAUAAAGAGAAGCCGGAUUUAAAUCUUCCACGAACUGCUGAUAUGAGUAGAAUGUCGUCAGUUAGAGGAUCGCUUUCAUCAAUCCCAUCCAAAGAGCAGGAAGCUAACUCGGCAAAGCAGAAUUUUUGGGAUAUUUCUUCCGCAGGUCUUGCGGACAGUUGGAUGCAAAAGGAGCUUUCUCAACUGGACGAAAUUGAUUUUCGUCCAGCGGAAGAGCAAACCUCAAGACUGUUGAAGGAUGAAAUGGCAUGGGAACAGGAAAAUGCCAUCAUUCCGCAGGUUUAUGAACAGCAGCCGAAGAGUCCUUUGGAAGAAAAAGUAAAAAAGCUGAAGAAUUUGAAAAAUCAUGUGGACUUUUCGUGCUUCUCAGGAUAUUUGGAGCAAGAGGAUGUGGGGUCGAUGCAGGCUACUCAUAUCGAUGACAGCAGCUACUGUUCCGUCGGAGAGUAUUUCAAUAAAAUGUCCUCAAGUUUGAAAGGUAUGAUUCCGGAUGGAAGCCCGCCACGGAGAACUCCCUAUCCUCUCGUGGACGUGAGCAAUCUAGGGUUAGCCGCUGAAACUGUGUCAAAAAGCCCUCUUAAAAGCAAGAUAGACCAUAAGAAAGUGUCACCAGGGUCAGAUAAGGAAAAUUCGCUUAGUGUAUCCAGUAUAAUGAAAGCACUAAACUCAAUACCGCUGGAAGAUUCGCCAACCGCAUUUAUUGACAAGCUAACAAAUCUACGCAAGGCAAAAUCAAAUCUCGCUGCUACCCAGUCGGAAGUGGCAGCUGCAGGAAUCAAUACUCCCGCAUCCGAUCAUCGACAAACGAAGCAGCUGCACAAAACUACUUCCCUCAAGACUGACCUAAAUUGCGUAACGAAAAGCCCGUCCUUUGUUCGCGAUCUAGAUGAAGUCAAAAAGCGUGUCCCCCGAACCUCCGGGGCUCUUUCCGAUACGGCAAGUUUCACUGAGUCCCUACUGGAAUCAUCCGCUUUUGUUCCGAUGAAGCCUGUCCCCGUUUUGCAAACGCCUGCUCCUUCAUCAGCGGCGAAAUCGGACCGGAGUGAAUAUGAUGCAAAAUCCCAAUACUCAACGGGCCGAAAGCCCUUCUUGGAUACGUAUCGGGUUUCGACUGCCACUAAAUUGUCGGAACACCAAUUAGAGCUACCACCGGUUCCAAUUGUGCGAGAUCCUCCCAAAUGCCAGCGACAAAUCAUCACGAACGAUGCUCCGGUUAAACCUAAUCGAAAGAGAAGAUCUAGUUCGGCCACACGACAGGAGCUGCAGGAAAACGAGGAUAAGCUCCAGGAAGCUGCUUUGAUAGCCAGCGGUCAGAAACGAUCCCGUUCGCCUUGCAACCUGGCGGAGUUGAAAGCCGUCGCAAGCCAUCUGGUGGAGUAUCCGGAUACACCAAAAGGUACAGUUCCAUCGCAGCGUGGUGUGGUUGGUCCAGGACAAAAAUCGUUCCUUUCACCAGAACCUAGAUCUCGGGAAACUCAAAUGUACGGUGGGACGUCUGCGUUUACUUCGCCCAAAUCUGUGGCAUCCAACCAGGAGUCUGAAACAGAGGAUCGUGCUGCGUUGACGGAUCCUUCAAGGGCACAAGUAUCCGGCAAUUUUCUGUUUAGUUCCGCACGGUCUGCAUCGCAAUGCUCGGUUGCGGGUAGUGAAUUCAGUCACAAGGAUGGUAUUUUACCGCUGAAGGCUACUCACACUGAAAUUUCCUGGGGUAGCUCUAGACUCAGACGGAAUGAGAAGAAAUCGAUGCAGAUUAAGAACAUUUCGCCAAAGAAAUUGGUAAUCAAAGCCAGCAUAACAGGCCCCGGUUUCCAACUGUGCGGAAUGGAGCAAAGUGGAAUUUUGACACUGCAAAGUCAGGAAUGUCGCACUAUAACGGUAGAUUUCUGCCCAACCGUCAUAGGGGCAGCCGUUGGACUUCUGAGUUUUCAGCCUCCACACGACUGCUAUAGCCAGCGAAUUGUAUCUCUUUUUGGAUACGGCGGGGAGGCAUCGUUAAGAGUUGAAGGCAUCCAAAAGGGACCGAGUGGACCAUAUUUGGAACUUGGUCAAGCACGUAAUCUUGGAUGUCCCUUGGAAAAAUCUUUCUCUUUGUACAACAAGGGCAGCCUGCCGGCGUUUGCCCGGAUUGGAAUCGACAAAAAAGGACUAGAUCAAACUUUUCUUGCAUCCGCCGUUUAUGUUCAACCCCAGCGGGUCAUCAUCCCGCCGAAUAGCUACGCUCACAUCCACGUCAUUUUCAAACCGCGUCGCCAAGAAGUUGCCAAAAUCCUUCAAAAACAAGUUGACGUUCUUUCCAUCACUAAUCUACAUAUUCUUUGGGGCGAUGAACCAACGCGGCACCGUAUCCGCAAAAUAAUAACGCUCAUCAAAAGAAACGAUCUGCAACAGGACAAGAUCGCUCCGUUGGAAUCCGUGUGUGAAGUUUUCCCUAAAGAAAAAGAAUUCAACGAACUGGAAUCCUUCACCGAAAACCUUUUCGAAACCAUACAUGAACUGUUCCUGACUCUCCGCGAGUAUGAACUAGUCCUCACGGUGGAUCGCGCUUUGGACGAAACGAUGAUCGAUCUGACACUAUCGGAGGACAGCAGUGACCUGUUUAAAACCAUGUUCAUCUCGUCGGACGUCGGCUCACCACGUUUACCCGAGGAUAUCUCUCCCGGUUUUGCACCCGCACUUCAGUCAGCCAAGCGAGAAAGCGGCGAAUCAUGGAGUGUACGGCCAACCUUCCUUGAGUUUCGUCCCACCGAGCGGACGAAACAGUUUGUGAUCAAGAGCAACUUUUACUCGACGCAGUUUUUUGAACUUAAUUCCAACUUCCGACCGUUGUUUCGAUUUUCGCCCAUGGAGGGACAGAUCCGUCCCGGGCAGGAGGUGGUAGUGAAUGUGGACUUCCAGUCGGGGCCUCCCACCCAACAGCAGAUACUUAUUGUGGUUUACAUAGAGAAUCAGAAGAUUACCAUACCUGUUUACGUUCGGAACAGAAUUUGAGCCCGGUGCUUGGAAAACGGCGAAUAUGGGAAUUCAUUUAGUUUUGUAAUUAUCAUUCAUUUAGUUUUAUUUAUUGUAUAACUGUUCCUAUUUGUUAUGUGGACAUCAUUAAUGCAGUGCAUUUAGUUGGU
This is a messenger RNA of Topomyia yanbarensis, 3660 nucleotides long. RefSeq lists its product as uncharacterized. NCBI's taxonomy places the organism in Eukaryota, Metazoa, Arthropoda, Insecta, Diptera, Culicidae. The transcript is spliced from 4 exons. The coding region runs from base 194 to 3529 and encodes 1111 amino acids. The record is from RefSeq and is a predicted model, not a curated record.